UCAGAUGAGCUCGCGCAGCGCACAGAGAUCCCCGCAUCACACCGCACUGCACUACUCACGCGCCCGGGGGAUUUUUUUGUAUGUGUGACUGACUGUGUGUGUAUGUAUGUGAGACUUCUGCAAUGAUGUGUGUGCAUGCGCGUGCGUGCGUCUGUACACAGAGAGAGCGUGUGUGUGAAAAGCGCGAGCACUUAUUCCGUUCCUGACCCAGUCGCGCGCGCACACACACGCCGGACCGCAGGAGCGGUACACUAGGAUACGGAGAUAACUCUCUCACACAUAUGAACACACUCACCGGUCUCUCCUGAGGUACGCGACAGGGACAUUGGAGAAAUCAUUCCCGGGAUGAGGUUCGCGCGCCAGAGCGCUUCGGGAUUCUUAUGGAUUGAAUGAGGAGAGCUCGAGGAAGAUUUCAGAGCGCGCGCACAGGAGUCAUAGCCUGGUGUUCCGAGGUUUUAUACUUUGGGGAUUUAAUAGAAGGGCGCUCGCGCUGCUUUCUCUAUAAACAAAGUUAUAACAAAUUUAGAACUCUUUUUAACUCAUUAGAACUCCACUGCACGCGACUUCUGGAUUACAGGAUCGUUUCAAAUUUGCCUUAAUUAAUUUUUGUCCCGGUGUAUGGAGGUUUUGUCCCGGACUAAAGCUGCAGGACUGUAGGCUCGGCUGUUCCCCCGCUGCGCGUCUCCGCACUUCAGAAAUGGAUUAUUGGCUGAUUUUUUGCUGCUUUUUGCUGCGCGUGACUUCCGCCGUGGAAGAAACAUUAAUGGACAGCAAAUGGGCCACAACAGAGCUGGCAUGGACCUCACAUCCUGAAACAGGGUGGGAGGAAGUAAGUGGCUAUGAUGAUGCCAUGAACCCGAUCAGAACGUACCAGGUGUGUAACAUCCGUGAACAAAACCAGAACAACUGGCUGCGCACUGACUUUAUUCCACGAAAGGAUGUGCUGCGCGUGUACGUGGAGUUGAAGUUCACUGUGCGGGAUUGUAAUAGCAUACCCAACAUUCCCGGCUCCUGCAAAGAGACUUUUAACCUUUUCUACUAUGAGUCUGACUCUGACUCUGCCACCUCCACCAGUCCGUUCUGGAUGGAGAACCCGUAUGUCAAAGUGGACACCAUCGCUCCAGACGAGAGCUUCUCUGCACUGGAGUCAGGACGGGUCAACACUAAGAUCCGCAGUUUUGGUCCACUCUCCAAAAGUGGAUUCUAUUUGGCGUUUCAGGACCUGGGAGCUUGCAUGUCGCUCAUCUCCGUACGGGUGUUUUAUAAAAAGUGCUCCACUACCAUUGCCAACUUCGCUGUCUUCCCUGAGACGGCAACGGGAGCUGAGGCCACGUCGCUGGUGAUUGCCCCUGGGACGUGUGUCCCUAACGCUGUAGAGCUGUCCGUGCCUCUGAAGCUUUACUGCAACGGAGACGGGGAGUGGAUGGUUCCUGUUGGUUCCUGCACCUGCAUGGCCGGAUUUGAACCUGCCACUAAAGAAAGACAGUGCCAAGCAUGCAGUCCUGGUCUGUUUAAGUGGAAGCAGGGCGAAGGGCCGUGUACCCCGUGUCCUCCAAACAGUCGCUCCAUUUCUGCAGCUUCAUCCAUCUGCAGCUGCAGGAAUGGAUUCUACCGAGCCGACAGUGACACGCCUGAAACAGCAUGCACCGCGGUGCCGUCUGCCCCCCGCAACGUCAUCUCGAAUGUGAACGAGACGUCUCUGGUGCUGGAGUGGAGCGAGCCGAAGGAACUGGGUGGUCGCGAUGACCUCCUCUACAAUGUCAUCUGUAAGAAGUGUGUGGCGGAGCGCGGAGCGUGUACACGCUGCGACGAUAACGUGGACGUGUCUCCGCGACACCUGGGACUGACGGAGCGGCGCGUGGCCAUCAGGAACCUGCAGGCGCACACACAGUACAGCUUCGAGAUCCAGGCCGUCAACGGAGUGUCCAAUAAGAGCCCACAUUCACCACACUACACCUCCGUCAACAUCACCACCAACCAAGCUGCUCCAUCUGCAGUUCCUACAGUGCACCUAAUGGGGGCGUCUGCAAGCACCAUGAGCCUCUCAUGGCUUCCACCAGAAAAACCAAAUGGAAUAAUUUUGGAUUAUGAAAUUAAGUAUCAUGAGAAGGAUCAGGGUGAGGCAAUCUCACACACCAUGACGGCUCAGCGCAGCUCGGCACGGAUCGAGGGGCUAAAGGCAGCGACAGCAUAUGUGGUGCAGGUCCGAGCCAGAACGGUGGCUGGAUAUGGUCGCUAUAGCAACCCAACACACUUCAGCACCAACCAUCAAGUGGACCCAGAGAAGUCUCUGCAGGAACAGCUCCCUCUGAUUGUGGGCUCUGUGACGGCCGGUCUAGUCUUCAUCAUUGCGGUGGUUGCAGUCUCCAUCGUCUGCCUCAAGAAACAAAGGAACGGCUCUGAGUCUGAGUACACUGAGAAACUUCAGCAAUACAAAUCCCCAAUAGUAAGCGCCGGAGCGAAGGUGUACAUUGACCCCUUCACCUACGAGGACCCCAAUGAGGCCAUCCGUGAGUUCGCUAAAGAGAUCGACGUUUCCUGUGUGAAGAUCGAAGAGGUCAUCGGUGCAGGGGAGUUUGGUGAAGUGUGUAGGGGUCGUUUGAAGCUCCCUGGGCGGAGGGAGAUCAUUGUGGCCAUUAAGACGCUGAAGGUGGGCUACACAGACCGGCAGAGGCGGGACUUCCUGAGUGAAGCAAGCAUCAUGGGACAGUUCGACCAUCCAAACAUUAUCCGGCUGGAGGGCGUCGUGACCAAGAGUCGGCCCGUCAUGAUCCUCACUGAGUUCAUGGAGAACGGCGCACUCGACUCAUUUCUACGGCUGAAUGACGGACAGUUUACAGUGAUCCAGCUGGUCGGAAUGCUGCGUGGAAUAGCGAGUGGGAUGAAGUACCUGUGUGAUAUGAACUAUGUACACCGGGACCUUGCAGCCCGUAACAUCCUGGUCAAUAGCAACCUUGUGUGUAAGGUGUCUGACUUCGGUCUGUCCCGCUUCCUGGAGGAUGACCCCAAUGAUCCUACGUACACCAGCUCUUUGGGAGGAAAAAUUCCGAUCCGCUGGACGGCUCCAGAAGCGAUCGCGUACAGGAAGUUCACGUCAGCAAGCGACGUUUGGAGCUACGGAAUCGUCAUGUGGGAAGUGAUGUCAUAUGGCGAGCGGCCUUAUUGGGACAUGAGCAACCAGGAUGUAAUUAAUGCAGUGGAACAAGAUUAUCGCCUGCCCCCGCCCAUGGACUGUCCCACAGCUCUGCACCAAUUAAUGCUGGACUGCUGGGUUAAAGAAAGGAACCUCCGACCCAAAUUCUCCCAGAUCGUCAACACUCUUGACAAAUUAAUCCGUAACGCUGCCAGUCUCAAAGUGGUGGCCAACACGCCGUGCGGAGCGUCACAGCCCCUGUUGGACCGCAGCGUUCCUGAUUACUCCACCUUCACCACAGUGAGUGAUUGGCUGGACGCCAUCAAAAUGAGCCGCUACAGAGAGAACUUCCUGAACGCCGGCUUUGCCUCCUUCGACCUUGUCGCUCAGAUGACAUCAGAGGAUCUUUUGAGGAUAGGUGUGACACUCGCCGGACACCAGAAGAAAAUUCUCAGCAGCAUUCAGGACAUGAGACUGCAGAUGAACCAAACGCUGCCCGUGCAGGUGUGAGACAGGAAAAAGGGGGCGGGGCCAAAUCCAGAGCUUACCAAUGACAGCAUAGAAACCCCUGGCUGCCUCACCAAUCAGAAGAAAAAAAAAGCUCACGGUGCCUCAUGACUGUUCCUGUGUCCGAUACCCCGCCCUACUCCCUAUUCCCUCGACACGCCACAGUGCAUUAUGGGUAAUCUGCCUUCCUUCCUUUGGACACUCGCAGUGCAUUGCGGGAUUUUCUAAGUGCACAAGACGAUCUCAGAAAUGGAUUACGGAGUGGCUCACAGCCCAAAUAGCGCCCUGUGUAGCGAAUAGGGUGUCAUUUCGGACGUACACUUUCUCAACUUUUACAGUUAUUUUAUAGUUUGUUUGUUUUUAUUUUUAAGGACACUCCAGGCUGCAUGUGUGAUUUUAAUUAGUUUGGAGAUGCAUUCACGUGGGACACGCCCCCUUUUUCCUGAGCCCUGUCACUUCUUCUUGAACACUAAAGAUGGAGGAGGUGAAAAGUUUGAUGAUCUUCAGUUGUUCUAAAGUCUGAAAGAAAACUGACGAGGAGAAAGAUUCCUCCAUCCAUCUAGUGCUAGAAUAUGUUUUAUUAUGUGUGCGUGUGUUUUCAUCUUCAUAUUGAAGGUGCUUUAUCGGGAGAGACAACACACGGCCCGGAGGCCACAAAACUUUAUUUGGAAUAACCCAUUCUACUUUUUAAUUUCACUUCCUGUUGUCUCUCGGGUGCUUCCCUUUUAGGAUCAGACCAUUAUUUACUAAGUUACCCAGAAUGCAUUUCUGUGUUUAGAUACAAAACUAGGAAGAGAUUUGAAACACUGAUUAGUAUUCUUCAGUAUUUUAUUUUUCAAAAUGACCUGUAUGAUCAGGAUAAUGAAAACACACUCUGAAGUGUGGCCUUGUCUGUAACCCGUGUGUGUGUGUGUGAGAAAGAGAGAGAAAGAGCGUGUGAAUAAGUGAGUUAGUAACUGAAUAUGCACAUGAUUACUGUACAUUACUGCUUUAGCUCCACAGUUGGCGAAUAAAACCCGCAUGUGAUGAAAAGCAAUUAUAUUUCAAUCAA
Clarias gariepinus (North African catfish) is the source of this 4691-nucleotide messenger RNA. RefSeq names its product ephrin type-B receptor 3-like. Lineage: Eukaryota; Metazoa; Chordata; Actinopteri; Siluriformes; Clariidae. Gene Ontology annotation, cellular component: neuron projection; plasma membrane. The record is from RefSeq and is a predicted model, not a curated record. Gene Ontology annotation, molecular function: protein binding; ATP binding; transmembrane-ephrin receptor activity. Bases 698 to 3643 code for a protein of 981 amino acids. The transcript is spliced from 16 exons. Gene Ontology annotation, biological process: axon guidance; protein phosphorylation; cell surface receptor protein tyrosine kinase signaling pathway.